GAAGUAACAACAGCCAGUGGAGACAAAAAGAACUGCUUCUCCUUUCUUUCUCCCUCCAUGUUUCUAGUGGAGGGCUGAGCCCAGCAUCUCAGAUUUCUGUAACUACAUAGGCAAGCAUUUGGAGACUAACCACUUUGGUAUCCUAACCUUCAGCAACAUGUUGGCCUCUGAGUAGAGAGGAGGCUUCCAAUAGCAAAGCUCCCUGCCCUCAGCAAGCCCAACACCAUGGGAAAGGGAGAUGCCUUGGAGGCCACACCAACCACCACAACCUACCGCUCUGUCAUGGAGGAGUAUGGUUAUGAGGUGGGCAAGGUCAUUGGCAAUGGCUCCUAUGGGACGGUGUAUGAGGCUUACUACACAAAGCAGAAGGUCGUGGUGGCUGUCAAGAUCAUCUCAAAGAAGAAGGCCUCUGACGACUAUCUUAACAAGUUCCUGCCUCGUGAGAUACAGGUAAUGAAAGUCUUACGACACAAGUACCUCAUCAACUUCUAUCAGGCCAUUGAGACCACAUCUCGAGUAUACAUCAUUCUGGAGCUGGCUCAGGGUGGUGACGUCCUUGAAUGGAUCCAGCGCUACGGGGCCUGCUCUGAGCCCCUUGCUGGCAAGUGGUUCUCCCAGGUGACCCUGGGCAUUGCCUACCUGCACAGCAAGGGCAUCGUGCACCGCCUGAUGCCCAGCCUUUCUGCUGCUGGUAGGGAUUUAAAGUUGGAGAACCUGUUGCUGGACAAGCGGGAGAAUGUGAAGAUAUCGGACUUUGGCUUCGCCAAGAUGGUGCCUUCCAACCAGCCUGUGCGUAACAGCCCUUCUUACCGCCAAGUGAACUGCUUCUCCCACUUCAGCCAGACCUACUGUGGCAGCUUUGCUUAUGCCUGCCCGGAGAUCUUACUAGGCUUGCCCUACAACCCUUUCCUGUCUGACACUUGGAGCAUGGGCGUCAUCCUCUACACUCUAGUGGUGGCCCGUCUGCCCUUUGAUGAUACCAAUCUCAAGAAGCUGCUGAGAGAGACUCAGAAGGAGGUCACUUUCCCAGCUAACCACACCAUCUCCCAGGAGUGCAAGAACCUGGUCCUCCAGAUGCUAUGUGAAGCUACUAAGCGUGCCACCAUUCUGGACAUCAUCAAGGAUGCCUGGGUGCUCAAGUUCCAGCCUGAGCAACCCACCCAUGAGAUCAGACUGCUUGAGGCCAUGUGCCGGCCCCCCAGCACCACUAAUCCUCACCAAUCCUUGGAAGUUACAACCUGAAAAUGGCUGAGGGAGGGGGCUGCGAGAGGAGUAACAUAAGAGGGGUCUUAGGCUAAAAAUUUUUUGUACUGAAAAUAAAUCUAAUUCUGAUUUAAUUUCAUCA
Messenger RNA from Carlito syrichta (Philippine tarsier), 1345 nucleotides. RefSeq names its product testis specific serine kinase 4 (gene TSSK4). Bases 226 to 1242 code for a protein of 338 amino acids. The record is from RefSeq and is a predicted model, not a curated record. Gene Ontology annotation, molecular function: protein serine/threonine kinase activity; tau-protein kinase activity; ATP binding. The transcript is spliced from 4 exons. Gene Ontology annotation, biological process: microtubule cytoskeleton organization; intracellular signal transduction; protein phosphorylation. NCBI's taxonomy places the organism in Eukaryota, Metazoa, Chordata, Mammalia, Primates, Tarsiidae. Gene Ontology annotation, cellular component: cytoplasm.